Molecule: messenger RNA, 1291 nt
Organism: Nothoprocta perdicaria
Lineage: Eukaryota; Metazoa; Chordata; Aves; Tinamiformes; Tinamidae
Gene: CAPZB
Product: capping actin protein of muscle Z-line subunit beta
Exons: 9
Coding region: 108-926 (272 amino acids)
Biological process (GO): negative regulation of filopodium assembly; cell morphogenesis; regulation of lamellipodium assembly
Cellular component (GO): cytoplasm; F-actin capping protein complex
Molecular function (GO): actin filament binding
Source: RefSeq, a predicted model, not a curated record
GCGGAAGUGCAAGGGCCGCGGCCUGCCUCGCAGCCAGAGCGGACGGGACCGGGAGGCGCCGCCGCUGUCGCCGCCACCAGAGCCCCGCGCAGCCCCGCGCAGCCGCCAUGAGUGACCAGCAGCUGGAUUGUGCCUUGGAUUUGAUGAGGCGGCUGCCUCCCCAGCAGAUAGAGAAGAAUCUCAGCGACCUCAUUGACCUGGUCCCAAGCCUCUGUGAGGAUCUCCUCUCGUCCGUGGAUCAGCCGCUGAAGAUUGCGCGAGAUAAGGUGGUGGGAAAAGACUACCUGCUGUGCGACUACAACAGAGAUGGGGACUCGUACAGGUCGCCCUGGAGCAACAAGUACGACCCGCCGCUGGAGGACGGGGCCAUGCCGUCCGCGCGGCUGCGCAAGCUCGAGGUGGAAGCCAACAACGCCUUCGACCAGUACAGAGACCUGUAUUUCGAAGGCGGCGUCUCCUCCGUCUACCUCUGGGAUCUGGAUCACGGCUUCGCCGGUGUGAUCCUCAUCAAGAAAGCUGGAGACGGAUCAAAGAAGAUUAAGGGAUGCUGGGACUCCAUCCAUGUGGUGGAGGUUCAGGAGAAGUCCAACGGCCGUACCGCUCACUACAAGCUGACCUCCACUGUGAUGCUGUGGCUGCAGACCAACAAAACGGGCUCUGGCACCAUGAACCUCGGCGGGAGCCUCACCAGGCAGAUGGAGAAGGACGAGACGGUGAGCGACUCCUCCCCGCACAUAGCCAACAUCGGCCGCCUGGUGGAGGACAUGGAAAACAAAAUCAGGAGUACGCUGAAUGAGAUCUAUUUUGGCAAAACGAAGGACAUCGUUAACGGGCUGAGGUCUGUGCAGACUUUUGCAGACAAAUCAAAACAAGAAGCUCUUAAAAAUGACCUGGUGGAGGCUUUGAAGAGAAAGCAGCAAAGUUAAAACGCUCUCCGUGCUCACGAGACAGGCCAUGCACUCAUUAGAUUCCUUUCGUAGAACAACUCCUGGUCCCCCCCUUUUCUGUUACGUCACGUCACGACUCGCACCCAGCGCUGUCCACGCAACGCCAUCCUCCCCAUGAAUAAAGCUCUACAAACUUAGUCAGUCUCUGAGGCCUACUUUGCACCACGUUUCCCAGCGAGACCUUAGGCUCUGUUUCUGUAGAAGUCCAUGGAUUUUCUUUUUUCUCCCCUUGCCCCUCUUGGCCCCUCCUUGCAUUUAUACGCAUAAACACGUAUCAUUGUUUGUCUUUUUUUUUCCUCCCCACCCCUCCCGCCUUUUGUUACAUUGGUGUAAAAAAUGUAAAA